UAGCAUUCCGUUCCCUUUCUUGCGGGCCAAUACGAGACACAGAGGCGAUCGAGAGGGGUCAGAGAUUCGGGAGUCGGCGGCGACGCACGAGGAAGCGGUCGGGGAUAGGCCGCCGCCCGCCGGUGAGGGUCUCGGAGAGCGUUACAGAUGGUGCCGGCGAAGGGGUGGAGCCGGAGGGUCGGGAGCGCGCGGUCGUUCGUGGGGAACGCGCUGGGCGGCGUGCGCGGUUGGACCAACGUCGCCUCCUGGGCCGUCGCCGGGACCCUCGCCUACUACCUCUGGGUCCGACCCGCGCGCCAGCUCCAGAAGGAGCAGCAGGAACGAGCUGCUUUAGCUGCUGCCUCCGAUCCAUACCGUUAUGUCGAGAAACGGAAGCCAAUUCCUGACCCCCAGGACACUAGCCUAACUUACGGGAAGAAGAAGGAUCCUCCGAAGUCUGACAACUAGUUCAUCUGGGAACAUCCUGUAACAAAUGCGGCGUCCGUUUGACUGGCAACGUCCCAAUAUGGGAUUUCUGCAAGCCUGAUUGCUACCACAUGAUAAGCAUAUACCGUCAAAAAGGUUGCUUCCUCAUGCUAGCAAGCCAGGUCUUGUUGUCGCGAGUCUCUUCGUUUUGAGUAAUUUAGUGUUCAUCUUUCGAGUUUCCUGCUUGUUUGGACGGAUACCGUUUUGUUAGACACGAGGAAUCAUACUGGAAAUGUAAAUGUGUAAGUGCUAGAUGUUCAGAAAUCGGUGUAUGGAGACGCUACAAUCCGUGCAUUGUGACCGUCACUGCUACUGCUACUGUGCUAGUGUUUCCAACAUGCUAAAUAAUAAAUCCACUGUCUAUGAUGGGAGUGCAA
Messenger RNA from Aegilops tauschii subsp. strangulata, 842 nucleotides. RefSeq lists its product as uncharacterized. The record is from RefSeq and is a predicted model, not a curated record. NCBI's taxonomy places the organism in Eukaryota, Viridiplantae, Streptophyta, Magnoliopsida, Poales, Poaceae.